AUUUCGGCCUUUUUUUAACCCCGAAUGAUUAAUCCAUUUCAUCAUCACCACUAUUUAAUAUCAUCCAAAUCAUCCAAAUCACUUCACUUGAUCAAUCAAUCCAGAAUAAACCAUCAAAAUGCCCAAAGAACUCCGCGACAAUGUCUCCCGCACCAAAGGACCCUCCCCCAUCGGCAAAUCCAUCUUCAUCGGCCUCCGUGCAGCAGAUGUCUUCUGGCAGUACAAUCUGCUCCGUCGCAGCUGGGGAAUGGCCAUCAUUGAGAAACUAGGCGGCCAUGCUGCCCCGGCCAUCCAAGUCCUCCAUCCAGUUGGACUUACUGGACUCCGGCCAUACUACGACUUGGUUAGUCUGUUUUCACUGGGCAGCAGUGUGAAGCAAAUCGCACAUAUGGCUCUAGUUUCCGAGCAGGAAAUGAGCACCGGGUCAGCCGUGGCGAUUGCUGCGUUCAACACCAUCUUCAACAGCGUCAAUACGCUCUUCUCGCUCUGGGCUGUGUCAUCCCCCGCAAGUUCCAUCUCCUAUCUAUCAAACUGGAAAGACACCCUCUCCAACCCUCUUAUCGCAGUCGGCGUUGGCGCAUACACUAUCGGCAUCCUCACAGAAGCCAUCUCUGAAUUCCAGCGCAAGGCAUUCAAAAACGAUCCAGCCAACAAAGGCAAACCGUACGCGGGUGGUCUCUUCUCGCUGGCUAGGAAUAUCAACUACGGUGGAUACACCAUCUGGCGCACUGGGUAUGCGUUGGCGACCGGUGGAAUCGCGUGGGGAAUUGCUACGUUUGCGUUUUAUUUUGCCGAUUUUGCGACUCGUGGAGUGCCUGUUUUGGAGGAGUAUUUGACGAGUAGGUAUGGUGAUGCGUAUGAGGAGGUCAAGUCUCGUGUGCCCUAUUCGUUGAUUCCGGGGAUUUAUUGA
Molecule: messenger RNA, 910 nt
Organism: Aspergillus wentii DTO 134E9
Lineage: Eukaryota; Fungi; Ascomycota; Eurotiomycetes; Eurotiales; Aspergillaceae
Exons: 2
Coding region: 119-910 (263 amino acids)
Biological process (GO): lipid metabolic process
Cellular component (GO): membrane
Molecular function (GO): oxidoreductase activity, acting on the CH-CH group of donors
Source: RefSeq, a predicted model, not a curated record